CCCAAUGGACCUUCAUCCUGAUGGAUAGGCUCUCUCCCUCUCGUUUCCCCUCACAGUGCAGAAGCAGAGGGCGGGUGCUCCAAAGCCUGGUCGUACAGUUCACGGUUCUGAAUUUAUAAAAGAAAAAAAUGGAUUGGGGUUCGAAUGGAGAAGAACCCACUUCGUGGGAAGAAAAUUACAGUGUAAAUUUGAUUCCAUCGGAGUUAUUUUUCAAGUUCCGGAAAGAAGUGCAGGGUUUAAGGGUCGGCCUCAAUCUGGAGUUCUAUAAUGCACCAAUCAAUGAGUUUCAAGGAAAGAUUGUUUUGAAGCCGUUAGCUCCUGAACGGAUGUGGAAGUUCAUCUAUGAGCCUAUCCAUCAGGAUGUUCGUGUUCUUUCGAAAAAGAUUCCUCUAACUGGAUUUCUAAAUCUCCAGGUUGGCGUCGGCCAUAAUUUUCAAAUGAAUGCAAUUGGAUGGAAAUGGAAACUUACUACUUGUUUUGGUGGAGAUGGUAUAUCUCGUACUCGGAAUAAGACAUCGGUUCGCGUGGUUCCUGGUGUGGAUUUGCGCUUUGGGUGGAGGGCUGAUUAUGUACUUCCAGAAAUCACAGGGGCUCUGGGUACUGGUGAACCAUGGUUCAACAUGAACUCGGGAAAGCUGCAAGCAUCGCUAGAUAGAGUUGAGACCAUUGUAACCUAUACUGAUAACUACAGAUUAUACAAGCCUAAAGGCCAGCAGGAUCAGCAGCAGAGAACUGAAACGGAUGUAAUUUCUUAUUCAAGUCCUUCAGAUCCCUUGAAGUCAAGCGACUUUUCGUCACACAAGGACCGUUCUACAUGGAUCAAUGGACCAGAGGAUGCUGCAGAUUUACACAAGUAAAUUGUACAUGCUGUUAUUUCCAAGAGCCGAGCAUGCUUGCAAAUCAGAUCACGGUUUUAUCUACUUUUGCUGUCUAGCAUCGUGUAAAUGAUAUUUAAAUUUCUACCUAGUACAACUUUCACCUGGUUCUCCAUCUUCUUAUUGGGUGCUACCACCGAUCCCUUUGAAUUCGAGUGUUAAAGCAAAGUUUUCAGCCAUAA
Messenger RNA from Pyrus x bretschneideri (Chinese white pear), 1057 nucleotides. RefSeq lists its product as uncharacterized. Lineage: Eukaryota; Viridiplantae; Streptophyta; Magnoliopsida; Rosales; Rosaceae. The record is from RefSeq and is a predicted model, not a curated record. The coding region runs from base 129 to 857 and encodes 242 amino acids. The transcript has 5 exons.